AUGGCGUUGAAGCUCGACAUGAGCAAGGCUUAUGAUAGGAUUGAGUGGCCUUUUUUGGAAGCUAUGUUAUUGAAAUUGGGUUUUGAUCGAUGGUGGGUUAGACUGAUCAUGAGUUUAGUUACAUCGAUGAAGUAUUGGAUUCAGGCCGGAGGUUGUUCAGUGGGACCUAUUAUUCUUACUCGAGGGAUUCGGCAAAGGGAUCCAUUAUCCCCUUAUCUUUUUAUUAUUUGUGCCGAAGGUUUAUCUGCCCUUAUUAAUAAUUUUAUUCGUAGACAAUUGAUACAUGGGUGUCGAGUUGCUAGAGGCGCACCCAGUAUAUCCCAUAUGUUUUUCGCGGAUGACAGCUAUUUGUAUUGUCGUGCGUUGGAGGAUGAAGCUAUUCAGGUCUUGAGUCUCCUCAAGUGUUUUGAACGUGCUUCAGGCCAGAAGAUCAAUCUCUCUAAAUCCUCUAUUUUUUUCAGCAAAAACACCAAGGAGGAUGUUAAACUUCGGUUGUGUUCCAUCUUGGGUAUGAGGGAGGCCGAUGCCCAUUGCCUAUAUUUGGGACUGCCUAACACGAUGAGUCGCUCUAAGUCUGCUGUGCUUGGCUUUCUCAAGGAUAAAUUGAGGAAAAGGAUAGUGUUUACCGAGAUUUUCGGGAAGCAAGGGUGGAGACUCCACGUUCGGAAAGACUCGUUGGUCAGCUGUGUGUUUAAGGCUCGUUACUAUCCUAAGGGUUCUUUCCUUGGAGCGGAAUUGGGAAAUAAUCCUAGUUUCAUCUGGAAAAGUAUCCAUGCAUUUCAAGAAUUGAUUCGGAAGGGUGGUACAAUGGCUGUUGGUUCAGGAGAAAAUAUUAGUAUUCUGGGAGAUCCUUGGCUCCCGGAUAGUGCUCAACCGUUUGUUCUGUCUAUUCAUCCAUGGUUACAGGGGAAGUUUGUUAACAGCUUAAUGAAGACUGAGCAAAAAGCUUGGGAUGAAGAUGUAAUCAAGGACAUGUUCACGAUACAUGAACAAAAUUUAAUUCUGAAUAUCCCCUUGUUUGAUUCUGUCAUGGAAGACCAUUGGCAAUGGAAGGGUGAACACUCGGGUAUCUACUCAGUCAAGAGUGCCUAUCGCAUUACUCAGGAGUUGAAAAGGGCUGUUCAUAAAGAUAACAAUUCUGGUUUCUGGAGGGAUUUAUGGAAUCUAAAAAUUCCACCCAAAGUGAAGGACCUUAUUUGGAGGGCUGUUUCAAAUUGCCUCCCAAAUCGGUUCCAACUUGGCUAUCGCAAGAUAACCCUCCCUUCUUCUUUAUGUCCAAGAUGUUCGCGAUAUGUGGAAACCAUUCCCCACUGUCUGGUGGGCUGCUCUUUCGCCAUGGCUUGCUGGCGUUCUGCUGGUCUACCAGUUGUUGCAAUAGGGGACAACUCGUUUGGUGGGUGGCUGCAAGAGCGUUUUAAAGAUUGGGGGGAUGAUAUGAGGCAUAUGGCGGUUAUGGCGUGCUGGGCAUUAUGGCAGGUUAGAAAUGAGAAAGUUUGGAAGGGUUCAAAUAGAUCUGUGAAAGAAGUUAUCGCAUUGGCUAGAGGUAAUUUUGAUCAAUGGAGAUAUGCUCAUGAUAGAAUAUUCAUUCCCUCUCUGUUAUUGCGACAUCCAGGGGAAGGGACUGAGCAUUGGUCCGCACCAGGAGAAAACAAGAUCAAAAUCAACGUUGAUGCAGCUGUCUUUCCUGAUCUCAAUAAGUUUGGCUAUGGUUGGGUGGUUAGGGAUGCCUCUGCUACUCUCCUCAGUGCUCAUACAGUUAGCAAAGUUGGGAAUAUUGAUCCUACUCUAGCUGAGGUGAUUGGUGUAAGGGAGGUUCUGAGUUGGAUUAAAGCCACUGGCCUCACUGAUGUAGUUGUCGAGAUAGACAAUUUAGUCACAGUUCAGGCGUGCAGAAAUGAGGUUAAGAUGCAUUCCAAGUUUGGUUUCGGUAUUGAUGAGUGCAGGGCACUAGUCUCUAGUUUACAUAAUGUUUCUUUAUGUUUUGUUAAGCGAUCUACUAAUCGUGUUGCUCACCAUUUGGCUCGAGCCUCAUGUUUGAAUGCUGGUUGCAGUUAUUCGUUAGCUUCGGCGCCGAAUAAUUUGAUUGAUGUAAUUUUGCUUGAUAUGGCUUAA
Molecule: messenger RNA, 2112 nt
Organism: Humulus lupulus (European hop)
Lineage: Eukaryota; Viridiplantae; Streptophyta; Magnoliopsida; Rosales; Cannabaceae
Exons: 2
Coding region: 1-2112 (703 amino acids)
Molecular function (GO): RNA-DNA hybrid ribonuclease activity; nucleic acid binding
Source: RefSeq, a predicted model, not a curated record